Molecule: messenger RNA, 702 nt
Organism: Gigantopelta aegis
Lineage: Eukaryota; Metazoa; Mollusca; Gastropoda; Neomphalida; Peltospiridae
Exons: 3
Coding region: 58-615 (185 amino acids)
Source: RefSeq, a predicted model, not a curated record
CGUGUAUUACUAGCAUGUAUUCUAAAAUAUAACAAUUGCAAAACCCUCCAUGGAAGGAUGCCUGUAUUUACCCUGUUUGUUGUUGCUUGUUAUGUUUUGUUUGUAAACAGCUAUGGAAUUCAAUCAAUCAACUCACAAUGCCAAGCGAGGACUAAAGACGUAACUCAGGACAAGGAAGUAGGUUUAACAGAAAUAGCUGGGAUUCAGAUGCCACAAAACUACGUAAUCAGUCUGAUAGCAAAGUUAACCGAACCGAAGACCAAUCUACAGGAAACCAGCGUUCUAGUCAAAUCCCGAGCUAUAAAUCGUUUGGAUAGCGAAUUGGCUUCCGUCAGUGAGAUGCUAACUAGUGCCUUGGAACAGGCCGGAAACGAUCUAUAUGAUUUGGAUACUCCAAGAAAUACUCUAGAAGUUAUGGUGCUCAAAGUACGGAACAUGAAAUUGGAAAAAUGUGAUGAAGAUCCAGACGUCUUUGAAAGGAAGGUUACCAGCUUGUCAAACGAUAUCGUCAGCGUUAAAGGUACAAUUACUGAAAUCGUCUCGAAACUUCAUAUGACGAAGAAAUGCCAAGCCACGGAUACAGCGGAUGAUGAGCAACAUGAGAGGCCGUCUUGACUUAACAAACGCCAAGGGGAGACUCAGCGGAUACAUCGUCUCUGACUCUCACACUAGCAGUUAAAUAUAAAAAUGGUAUUAUUAUUA